This is a messenger RNA of Haemonchus placei, 981 nucleotides long. The record is from the annotation of a GenBank genome assembly. Lineage: Eukaryota; Metazoa; Nematoda; Chromadorea; Rhabditida; Trichostrongylidae.
AUGUCGCCGAGAGUGAAAGAACAAAUCAAAAAGGAAGAACCUGCCAAAGAACAGGAAAAGAAGGAGGGAACCAGUGAUGAAACGGAGCAGUCGUACAGUGUGGAGAAGAUUUUGGCUUCGAGGAAAAGGGCUGGUCGUCGCGAGUACUUGAUCAAAUGGGAAGGAUAUCCUGACGAAGAAGCCACGUGGGAAGCUGAGUGUGACUGUGACUGCCCGGAUGCGAUCGCGGAGUUCAAUCGAAAUACACCCAGUCGGGCACGUGGUGGCAAAGAUGUGAGCACCGUCAUGAUUGGAGAAGAGACUCCAAAACAGUCAAGGGGUGCUAGAAGAGCAACUAUGUCGGAAACAAAAGGAAUCGAAGUGCCAAAACGAGGCAGGCGUCGAACUAUUUCGAACAAUGAGGGCGAGACAUCGGCAAAAAAGACAAAAGUCGCUUCUGAAAAACCAAAGAAGGAAGAGCCCGACCAUAAUGCAAGUGCAACUCAAAAUGGAGUGAGAUCACGUCGAUCCCUGGAUAACAACGACAAGAGCAGUGCACCGCAGAAAAGGCGCUCUUUAAAAGAUCGCAUUAAAUCGGAAUUCUCUGAACGAGGUAAACGAAUCUUUGCCGUUUACAAAAUGGGAAUUGGACGUGUCUUUUUCCAGUGCAAGAAAUUGUACAGUGGAGUAAUAGCUCUGACUGAAAUAUGCCAAGGCUUGUCUGAUAGUACCACUCUUCCCGAAGUGGAAUAUCCUACUGCAACGUCCUAUGAGCCGAUGCCGGCUGCUGCGUUCAAUGGACUGAAGGAGUCAGCAAGUACGAAUCCUGUGAAUCACAUUGAAGCAUCUCUAUGUCGCGUUUGUGAACGUAUUUACGACGGUUCUCAGCACUUCGGCAUUGAGGUUUGUCGAGCAUGUGCAGCGUUUUUUCGUCGAUCAAUCGAAGGCCGCAAGAAGUUCAUUUGUCGUAGAGGAGCUAACCGCUGUCAACUGAAUGGUUAG